CAAGCUGUCUCCUUCCAAGGGUCAUUUUGGAUUUCACUGGUCAACAAACAGAGCUGUUGUUAGAAUGGUGAUAUAUGUCACAUACGGGCUGCUGUUUACAUACUUGGCCUUGCCCGGGAUCUUACUCGGGGAUUUAGCUUUCCGAUGUCCGAGUUGCACCGCGGAGCGCUUGGCGGCGUGCCCCAAAGUCACGGCGCUAUGUGCAGAAAUAGUGAGGGAGCCCGGCUGUGGCUGCUGUCCAAUGUGUGCCAGAGUGGAGGGGGAGCUGUGCGGGGUCUACACAACGCGGUGCUCCAGUGGCCUGAGGUGCUACCCGAGCUCAGGGGCCGACUUACCUUUGCAGCAGCUCAUCCAGGGUUUAGGUCGAUGUGGACAGAAGGUGGAAUUAGAUGUCACACCAUGUCUGAACCACCAGGAAGCAACAAAUGAGGUGCACGGGACUGAGAACCCACUCACCAAGAGACCCGCCAUAGACGCCUGGUACUGGCAGGAGUCGGCCAGGAAGCAGCACUUGAACGAGCGCAAAUCCAAGAUGAGGAUAAACCAGCUGGAGGACCCGCGGCCCCCGAGAGUGUCUCAGAGUGCCUGUCAGCAGGAGCUGGACAUGGUCUUAGAGGAGAUCUCCAAAAUGACCUCUGAGGACAACAGAGGCCCACUGGAGGACCUGUACGGGCUCAAGUUUCCAAACUGCGACAGACAUGGAUUGUACAACCUCAAACAGUGCAACAUGUCCACCCACGGCCAGCGGGGUGAGUGCUGGUGUGUUAACCCUUUAACCGGGGUCCAGAUACCGACGACGCCUAAAGUCAGAGGGGACCCCAACUGUUACCAGUUCCAGGAGGAGAUCAGAGAAAUGCCCACCGCAGCCACCUCCCACUUAUAAACCAUGUGACGAUGUUUCCUUCAAAACUCUGUCAGGAUCUUUGUUAUUGCCAGCGUGGUUCUAUCAACAUGUAAAUAAAGUGAAAAGACGCCAAACCAGCA
Molecule: messenger RNA, 984 nt
Organism: Hippoglossus stenolepis (Pacific halibut)
Lineage: Eukaryota; Metazoa; Chordata; Actinopteri; Pleuronectiformes; Pleuronectidae
Product: insulin-like growth factor-binding protein 2-B
Exons: 4
Coding region: 65-883 (272 amino acids)
Biological process (GO): regulation of insulin-like growth factor receptor signaling pathway
Cellular component (GO): extracellular region
Molecular function (GO): insulin-like growth factor II binding; insulin-like growth factor I binding
Source: RefSeq, a predicted model, not a curated record